This is a messenger RNA of Theobroma umbraticum, 895 nucleotides long. It is a transcript of the gene SWI3B, whose product is annotated as switch subunit 3. The record is from RefSeq and is a predicted model, not a curated record. NCBI's taxonomy places the organism in Eukaryota, Viridiplantae, Streptophyta, Magnoliopsida, Malvales, Malvaceae.
CCUGCUGAGUUUGUUGAAUUCCCUUUUGUUGUGCAGUAUGACUCCACUCUUUGUGCAAGGUGCUAUGUUCGAGGCAACUUUAGGGUUGGUCUCAGCAAUGCUGAUUUCAGGCGGGUAGAGAUCACUGAUGAACCUAAGGCAGAUUGGUCGGAAAAAGAGACCUUGCUGCUUCUGGAAGCCAUUAUGCAUUAUGGUGAUGACUGGAAGAAGGUUGCACAACAUGUUGGUGGUAGGACUGACAAGGAUUGCGUAGCUCAUUUCGUUAAGCUUCCUUUUGGGGAGGAAUUUCUUGGUCAUCCAUCCUCUGACGAGGCUGAAUCUGGAUUUGAAACCAAUAAGAGGAUGCGCCUCACACCUCUUGCUGAUGCAAGCAACCCAAUCAUGGCUCAGGCUGCUUUUCUGUCAGCUUUGGCUGGUGUGGAGAGUGCAGAAGCUGCUGCCCGAGCAGCUGUUACCACUCUAUCCGAGAUGGAUGACAACACCGCUAGCAAAGGGGGCCGUGGAUCUUUUGCAAGAAACACAAGACGAGAAGCAGACGUUUCAUCUAAUGGUGACACCAACCCAAAUGCAUUGGAAAGAGCAUAUGCAGAUGUGAAUGCACUGCUUGAGAAGGAAGAACGUGACAUUGAAAGAGCUAUAACUGGGGUUACAGAAGUGCAGAUGAAAGAGAUCCAAGAUAAGAUUCUUCACUUUGAGGAGUUGGAUUUGCAGAUGGAGAAAGAGUUUGCACAAUUGGAGGGGAUUAAGAAUCUACUUUUUGUUGACCAGCUAAAUCUCUUAUUUCGUAGAAGUUAUGCAUUGAAAACUGAAGAACGAGUGGUGGAGAAUGUAAAACCAAAUGUUUCAUAAUCAGUGUAUGUUCAAGCUUUAGCCAAUAGAGAAAUUGUUUUGAAUU